This is a messenger RNA of Octopus bimaculoides (California two-spot octopus), 711 nucleotides long. RefSeq lists its product as uncharacterized. The record is from RefSeq and is a predicted model, not a curated record. NCBI's taxonomy places the organism in Eukaryota, Metazoa, Mollusca, Cephalopoda, Octopoda, Octopodidae.
AUGUUAGCUACUGUGAUUGAAGAAGCUAGGAUUGAAGAAGCUAAGAUUGAAGAAGCAAAGACUCUACUCCCUAGAACAAAGUACUAUAAACGAAUGCGAAACUUUGGAACCGUUUGCGCAAUAAUUCCAUACUCUAAGAACUCUACCAGGCCCAAAUGGAACGUGCCGUUUGCAGCGGUAGACCAGGUCAAUAAAGAACUAGAAAAGUUAGAAAGCCUGAAUAUAAUUGAAAAGAUUGAUCAUGCAGACUCGGCAGCACCAGCAGUGUACGUAAAAAAAAAAAAUAAGCUAAGAGUGUGCGCAGACUUCUCAGCCAGGUUAAACGAUUAUUUACUCACACACAAUAACCCACUUCCAAGCCCAGAAGAAGUUUUUGCUAAACUAAACGGAGGGAAAAGUUUUUUGAAGUUAUACCUCUCAGAGGCGUACCCUCAAAUUCAGUUACUGGAAGAUUGUAUACAUCUACUAAUAAUCAACACGCACUUUGGAUUUUACAAGUUCAAGCGAUUGCCAUUUGGAGUAAAAGUGACACCUGCCAUAUUCCAACAAAUAAUGGAUGCGCUGUUAAGUGAUUGCAACUUUGCCAUUGCAUACCCAAGGAGUGACUCUCGGGUGCAGCAUGUUGAACACAUAAAGAAAGUAUUCGAGGGAAUAAGUGAAUAUGAUCUAAAACUGACAGAAGAAAAAUGCGAACUUUUUAGGAAAAAAUAA